This is a messenger RNA of Melanaphis sacchari, 642 nucleotides long. RefSeq lists its product as uncharacterized. The transcript is spliced from 2 exons. Bases 91 to 576 code for a protein of 161 amino acids. The record is from RefSeq and is a predicted model, not a curated record. Lineage: Eukaryota; Metazoa; Arthropoda; Insecta; Hemiptera; Aphididae.
AGACAGUAAUAAUUUCAGAAGACUUCAUUUAUGUUAGAUUCGUCAUCUACAUUAUUUCAGCUGUUCGAAAUAACCACCUAAAAUUUAACAAUGACACGGAGCUUUGUGGUUUGUAUAGUUGUAGCUAUUUUUUCUCGUCUCGAUUGCAAAAACAUAAAUGUUAUUCAUAAGUCUGGUGGUCCAGAUAAUGUCAUCGAAAAAAUUCUUUUACCACAGAAUGAAACAACAGCUUUUUUUGAGACAGACAAUACAGCAAUCACUGAUGACCACAAAGUUAUAACACCACAGAAUAAAACAAUGAAAUUUCAAAAAAACAUCACGUCCUCCACCACCCAGCAAAAUGAACCUGUGGUCGAACGGGAUCAUUUAAGAACUGAUCGGAAACUUAAGAUUCGUCAAGUGCCUGUGGACGUUCUAAUGAUGGCUAAUACCAACGCGAUGAACAAUAUGAAUGCCGACCAAUCAUACUACCAAAGUCCUUUAAUGGUAUAUCCGUUUUCUAUGAUGAACACAUAUUAUCCCAAAUACUUUCCAUACACAUACCAGAGAAACCAGGGCAUUCCUUACAUUGGAUAGUAAUAACAAUAUAUUAAUAUACAUUAAAAAAUAAAAAUAAAUUAAUAAUAAUAUUACGAAAUCAUA